Triticum turgidum subsp. durum (durum wheat) is the source of this 231-nucleotide messenger RNA. The record is from the annotation of a GenBank genome assembly. Lineage: Eukaryota; Viridiplantae; Streptophyta; Magnoliopsida; Poales; Poaceae.
AUGGAGGAGUCCGGCAGCGUCAAGGUGGAGAUAGUCGAGGAGCGCCGGCGACAUCGUCCUGCUGCUAGCGAUGGCAAGGCGGAAGGGAUGCGGCUGGAUUGCGUCGUGGUGACUUUGUACAACUCCGUAGGGCGCGCUACGGCAACUUUUCUAACUACGCUUGCUGCUUGCUGGUUUUUCCAUCAUCCAAUCCACAACAAAUCGAAUGAAACCGCUUCGGAUUUCUUUUGA